Gracilinanus agilis (Agile Gracile Mouse Opossum) is the source of this 2759-nucleotide messenger RNA. It is a transcript of the gene CPT1A, whose product is annotated as carnitine palmitoyltransferase 1A. Gene Ontology annotation, biological process: fatty acid metabolic process; carnitine metabolic process. Bases 1 to 2328 code for a protein of 775 amino acids. The record is from RefSeq and is a predicted model, not a curated record. Gene Ontology annotation, cellular component: mitochondrion. Gene Ontology annotation, molecular function: carnitine O-palmitoyltransferase activity. Lineage: Eukaryota; Metazoa; Chordata; Mammalia; Didelphimorphia; Didelphidae. The transcript has 20 exons.
AUGGCGGAAGCUCACCAAGCUGUAGCAUUUCAGUUCACGGUCACCCCUGAUGGAAUCGACCUGCGCUUGAGUCAUGAAGCUCUGAAGCAGAUUUACCUCUCUGGCCUCCACUCGUGGAAGAAGAAGUUCAUCAGAUUUAAGAAUGGGAUCAUCACAGGCGUCUAUCCGGCGAGCCCAUCCAGUUGGCUUAUCGUGGUGGUGGGUGUGAUGUCAACCAUGUAUGCCAAAGUCGAUCCUUCCUUAGGAAUAAUAGCGAAGAUCAAUCAGACCCUUGACAUGACCUGGGGACACUGGGCUAAACCCCAGACCAAGAACAUCGUCAGCGGCAUCCUCUUUGGCACGGGGCUCUGGGUCACCCUCAUCGUCACCAUGAGGUACUCCCUGAAGAUGCUGCUGUCCUACCACGGCUGGAUGUUUGCCGAGUACGGCAAACUGAGCCGAGGCACCCGAAUCUGGAUGGGAAUGGUGAAGGUUUUCUCAGGCCGAAAACCAAUGCUGUACAGUUUUCAGACAUCCCUGCCCCGCCUCCCGGUGCCCGCAGUUAAAGAUACUGUCAACAGGUACCUAGAAUCAGUACAGCCUCUUCUGAAUAAAGACGAUUUUCAAAGAAUGAAGGGUCUCGCUGAAGAUUUUUCCACUAAUCUUGGCCCAAGACUGCAGUGGUACUUGAAACUGAAAUCGUGGUGGGCCACCAACUAUGUAAGUGACUGGUGGGAGGAGUACAUCUACCUCAGAGGACGAGGCCCCAUCAUGGUGAACAGCAAUUACUACGCCAUGGACCUGUUAUACAUCUUGCCGACGACCAUCCAGGCGGCGCGGGCGGGUAACGCCAUCCACGCGAUCCUGCUCUACCGGAGGAAGCUGGACCGAGAGGAGCUCAAGCCGAUCCUCCUGCUGGGCUCCACCGUCCCGCUCUGCUCGGCGCAGUGGGAGCGCAUGUUUAACACGUCUCGAGUCCCAGGAGAAGAGACGGACACCAUCCAGCACGUGAAGGACAGCAAGCACAUCGUGGUGUACCACCGAGGCCGCUACUUCAAAGUCUGGCUCUACCACGACGGCCGGCUGCUGAAGCCGCGGGAGAUCGAGCAGCAGAUGCAGCGCAUCCUGGACGACCCUUCGGAGCCUCAGGCUGGGGAAGAGAAGCUGGCCGCCCUCACGGCUGGUGACAGAGUGCCUUGGGCCAAGGCUCGCCAAACUUAUUUUUCCCGGGGAAAGAACAAGCAGUCUCUGGAUGCUGUCGAGAAAGCAGCGUUCUUUGUGACGAUGGACGACACUGAGCAGGGCUACAGCAAGAAGGACCCACUCACCUCCAUGGACAGUUAUGCCAAGUCUCUGCUCCAUGGCAAAUGUUACGACAGGUGGUUCGACAAAACGUUCACAUUCAUCGUCUUCAAGAAUGGCAAAAUGGGCCUGAACACGGAGCACUCGUGGGCAGACGCGCCCAUCGUCGGUCAUCUGUGGGAGUAUGUGAUGGCUACAGAUUGCUUCCAGCUGGGCUACACAGAAGACGGUCACUGCAAGGGAGACACCAAUCCCAACAUUCCGUACCCCACAAGGCUCCAGUGGGAAAUCCCUGAAGAAUGUCAGGAUGUCAUUGAGGAGUCCCUGAGCCUCGCCAGCACCCUGGCCAACGAUGUGGAUUUUCACUCUUUUCCAUUCGAUGCUUUCGGCAAAGGGUUAAUCAAGAAAAGUAGGACCAGCCCAGAUGCCUUUGUGCAGCUUGCCCUCCAGCUGGCCCAUUAUAAGGACAUGGGCAAAUUUUGCUUAACAUACGAAGCUUCCAUGACCCGUCUCUUCCGAGAGGGCCGAACAGAGACCGUCCGUUCCUGUACGAUGGAGUCUUGCAACUUUGUGCUCGCCAUGGUGAACCCCAAAGAGACGGUUGAAAAUAAGCUCAAAUUAUUAAGAAUUGCAGCUGAGAAACACCAGCACAUGUACCGUCUUGCCAUGACUGGUGCUGGCAUCGACCGCCAUCUUUUUUGCCUUUAUGUGGUAUCCAAAUAUCUCGCUGUCGACUCUCCUUUCCUGAAAGAAGUUUUAUCUGAGCCAUGGAGACUGUCGACCAGUCAGACACCUCAACAGCAGGUAGAGCUCUUCAAUCUAGAAAGAAACCCAGAAUACGUGUCCAGCGGAGGCGGCUUUGGCCCGGUUGCUGACGACGGUUACGGGGUGUCCUAUAUUAUAGUAGGGGAGAACCUCAUCAAUUUCCACGUGUCCUCCAAGUUCUCCAGCCCCGAGACUGAUUCUCAUCGCUUUGGAGAACACCUGAAGCAAGCCAUGAUCGACAUCAUCACCUUGUUUGGAUUGCAGACCAACGACCAAAAGUGAUUCCAGUUUUGGCCACCACGGAGGAGACGGAACUCUUCUGCGAAACCAAAUAAGACUCGACGUUGCAUUCCUUUGGUAGUCGAGGGUCAGAAGUUGCUCUUUUCCAGAGAGGGUUUCGUCCUGGGGUUGUUUGUCUUCUUCCAAUACAUGUAGAGAGAGAGCAGAGUAUAUUCUAUGGAGCCGUGUAAUUUUGCUACUUCUAGGUCUGUCCUAAUUAUGGGAAUGCUUGAUUUUCCCCCUAAAGUCUUUGUCUUGCUUAAAUUUCAUAAAUGAAGGGAUCGUGUAUUGUCAACUUCAUGUAAGUAGAGGAAAUUGGAUGUAAUAUAUAUGUUGGGAGCAGAAAUAUCAUGUUCCCUCCAUUGUGACUGUAUAUCUGGUACUUCCGGGCAUUUAACUCCUCUUAUCGGUAAAUAUAUUUACUUGAUCUAUUU